Molecule: messenger RNA, 843 nt
Organism: Microthlaspi erraticum
Lineage: Eukaryota; Viridiplantae; Streptophyta; Magnoliopsida; Brassicales; Brassicaceae
Source: the annotation of a GenBank genome assembly
AUGGCUGCGUCGCGCAAAGAGACGGAAGAAGUUAUAUUAAAAGCGGUCGAAAAUCUGCUCCGUAACACCGGCGUUAGUCCGAGUGAUAUAGGUAUAUUGGUGGUGAACUCAAGCACUUUCAAUCCAACUCCUUCGCUAUCAACGAUCAUAGUGAACAGAUAUAAGCUUAGGUCUGAUAUAAAGAGCUUGAAUCUUGGUGGGAUGGGGUGUAGUGCUGGAGUUAUUGCUAUUGAUGUCGCUAAGAGUUUGUUACAAGUUCAUAGAAACACUUAUGCUCUUGUGGUCAGCACGGAGAACAUCACUCAAAACUUGUACUUAGGUAACAACAAGUCAAUGUUGGUUACAAAUUGUUUGUUCCGGAUAGGCGGGGCCGCGGUUUUGCUUUCUAACUUGUCUAAAGACCGAAAACGCGCAAAGUACAAGCUUGUUCACACCGUGCGGGUCCACACCGGGGCAGAUGACCGAUCCUAUGGAUGUGCGUUACAAGAAGAGGAUGAAGAUGGCAUAGUUGGAGUUUCCUUGUCGAAGGAUCUACCUGUGGUAGCUGCAAGAACCCUAAAGAUCAACAUCGCAACGUUGGGUCCGCUUGUUCUACCGUUAAGCGAGAAGCUUCUCUUCUUUGUGACUUUCGUUAAAAAGAAGUUUUUCAACCCCAAGAUCAGGCAUUACAUGCCGGAUUUCAAGCUGGCUUUCGAGCAUUUCUGUAUCCAUGCUGGAGGUAGAGCACUUAUAGAUGAGCUGGAGAAGAAUCUUCAUCUAUCUCCGUUACACGUUGAGGCAUCAAGAAUGACGCUACACAGGUUUGGUAAUACCUCUUCAAGCUCGAUUUGGUACGAGUUGGCU